AUGUGCUCGGGGCCCAGAGCGCACAGAGGCCAGGGCGCGUUCAGAGCCCGGCAUUCUGUCCUCUCGCCCCGAGCCAGCUCCGCUCCCCACGUGGGCCGACGGCCUCCCCGAGAGUCUUCGCUCGGGCCAGGCGGGGACACGGAGGAAUUAAGGCAGGUGGGUCCAACCUCAGGUCAGGGAAACGAGAUCCCACACGCCGUGGAGCACCGAAGGCCGCACGCGGCAGCUACCGACGUCUGCGUGCACUGGACCCCUGCACCUCAACCCGAGUGUUCACCACCACGAAAGGCCCUGCGUAACACAAGGGAGAUCCUGCCUGCCCAGCGAGGACCUGACACGGCCAAACGAGCAAAUGCCUAA
Rangifer tarandus platyrhynchus (Svalbard reindeer) is the source of this 360-nucleotide messenger RNA. The record is from the annotation of a GenBank genome assembly. Lineage: Eukaryota; Metazoa; Chordata; Mammalia; Artiodactyla; Cervidae.